Nicotiana tabacum (common tobacco) is the source of this 1773-nucleotide messenger RNA. RefSeq lists its product as uncharacterized. Gene Ontology annotation, biological process: protein phosphorylation; regulation of DNA-templated transcription. The record is from RefSeq and is a predicted model, not a curated record. Gene Ontology annotation, molecular function: DNA binding; DNA-binding transcription factor activity; protein kinase activity. Lineage: Eukaryota; Viridiplantae; Streptophyta; Magnoliopsida; Solanales; Solanaceae.
GAUAACAUAAUCAGAGCCAUGAAAACUGUUUAAAAGCAAAAAGAAGCAGAAGAAGAAAAAACCAGUAAUAAAAAGCAGAAAAUAAGAUAACCCAAGUUAUAAUCUUGGACUCAAAUGCUGCUGUUUCAUCUGUUAGUGAAAGUCAAGAAAGUAGAAGAUGGUCAGCUGAGAUUCUUGAUUACAAGGUAAAGGAGCAGAAUCACGAUCACAUGGACAGUAACAGUACAGUUAUGGAUUUGCAUGCAACUAAAUUUGCUGGGGUUCAUAAGAGAAAAUGUGGUAAAUAUGGUGCUGCAAUUAAAGAUCCUAUUAAGAAAAAAAAGGUUUGGUUGGGUAGCUUUAAAACUGCUCAAGAGGCUUCCAACGCUUAUUUGGCGAAGCAAUCUGAAUUUGCUGCACAACUAGAACCAGUCAAGGCAAAUCAAGACUCUAGUAAAAGUAAAUCCUCUGCUUCUGCCACUGCCCAGCUCAUGCAAAAAAUUCCAUCUUCACUGCUCAAACCCCAGGGCUCAAAUUCCACUAACACAACUAGUGCUGCUGAAAGAAGCAAAGCCAAUGGUAAAAAUCCCUUUAUUAGGGAGAUAAGAAAAGACCCUUUUCAGGAAAAACAGGGAACAAGAUCAUCAUCUGAUGGGUGUAAUAGUAAUACUGUAACAACAAGCAAUACUAAAGCAAAAAUAAGCUUACAUGGAAUCCGAAGGCAAAAGAACGGCAAGUAUGGUGCUGUAAUUAGAGACCCCAUUAGUCUUAAGCGAAUAUGGUUGGGCACUUUUGACACUGUUGAAGAGGCUUCAGAAGCUUAUUUCUCCUACAAGUCUGAGUUUGAUAAAUUAUGCCAGCUGGGAAAUAAGGAGAAUAAACCAAAGGAUUGUGGUCAAAUUCAGCACGAAUCGCCUGUUGGCGCAUCGUCGUCCUUAGAUACUGCUAGUGUAGGUAGAAAAAAAAGACACAAAACAACACAUAUCAUUGGGGUUCACAAGAACAAGUGGGGGAAAUAUACAUCUGAGAUUACAAACCCCAUCACUAAGAAAAAAAUUUGGUUGGGGACUUUUCAUACUGCUGAAGAGGCUUCCCGGGCUUAUCAAUCUAAGAAACUCGAGUUUCAGAAACUAGUCAGCGCGAAGGAGCCGCAAAGUACUAAUAAGCAAACUCAUUCGAAGCAACAUGGGAAAAAGAAAUUAGUCAAUGGCAAGCAAAGCCAUGUAAAUUGCGAAACAUUUCAAAGUGGCCAAAGGAUUGAUUCUUGCGAGCAAAGCCACUCCAUAAGUAUGACAAGAAAUUUGUUGGGGACUAGUCUUGGCACAGCUGAAGAAGCUUUCCAUGCUUAUCAUCAGUUUAAGGAAUUCGAUUUUCAGUGCUCAACAAAGGCCGAGCUGCAAAGCAAUGUGCUAACUGAUUCUAGUGGAGGGGAGAAGAAGCAAGAAGGUCAAGUUGAUGAAGAUUUGUGGAUGGGACAAUGGGUACAAGUUCCAGGUGGUAGUGAAGUCAAAUUUUCGGUGAAACUCGGCUUACCAAUCAUUGAUAACUAUGGAUCUCUUUUAGGUGAGUUCAGCUGUUUGGAUGAUCUCAGUAUUUGUUACACUGAUGAUGAAUGUUUUGCCUAGCUUAUAGUUUCUAAGUUUUUGAAUUGCAAGAAGUUUUUUGGGUUGUUUAUAGUCUUAGGACUCUUGUAGAUAGUAGUAAUAUGUAAGCUUCUUGCAAUUUUUGGUCUCAGUCAAUAUCAUAUUGACGCAUGGUAUAUAUGUGCAUAUAUUAGUAAAAAAAGUAGCCUUG